Rotaria sordida is the source of this 2046-nucleotide messenger RNA. Lineage: Eukaryota; Metazoa; Rotifera; Eurotatoria; Philodinida; Philodinidae. The record is from the annotation of a GenBank genome assembly.
AUGUCAUCUGCUUGGACACCAAUUGAUGAAAAAUCAUUAUCGACAAGAAUUAUUAAAAAUGAAAAUGCAGAUGAUGAAGAUAAUAGUAGUCUUUCAAAUACAAGUGGUACAACAUCAUCAUCAACAAAUAGUCGAAUAUCAUUAAGAAAUGCAUUACAACAUAAAGAACAACAACAACAGCAACAACAGCAACAGCAAGUCACUAUUUAUUCAGAACAACCAUCAUCAACGACAACAGUAACAAAUAUAAAUACUGUUUCUUCAAAUGAUUUACAACAAGAACAGUAUCCAUCAACAAAUGAAUCACCUUCAUUUCCUAGCCAAUUUCAACAACAAGGUCAAUUAUCUUAUGCUGAAACAGUAGCAUAUUAUGGAGAUGAUAUAGUCAAUGGUGUUGAUCAUCUUCAACAACAUCAUCAUUCACAAAAUUAUUCCCAUUUACAACAACCUCUUUAUUCUCCUCCAACACCAAAUAAUCAUCAUCAACAAUCGAUUUCAUCACCUCGUUUUAAUUUACAUCAUACAUCACAAUCUGACUAUCGUCAUACAUCUUAUGAUGAAGCAAAUCGUUAUGUUACAAGUGCAAGUACACGUCGUACAUCAACAUCACCAAAUAAUCCUAUUUAUGAAAAUGGUGUUAACCAAGGAUGGACAUCAAAUGAAACACAAUCAUAUUAUGGUUUACCAAAUACUUAUGUACAAACAUCAGCAGCAAAUUUAAAUGAUUUAACAUUUCUUCAACAAACACAAUUAACUAAUAAUACAGAUCAAAUACAAUUUUGGAACGACAAUCCUACAGUUGGUCCAUAUAUUCAAUGUAUAGAUGGAUAUUAUGAUACAACUGAUGGUCGAGAAUGUGUUAAUUGUGGAGCUAUAUCAACACCAUUAUGGCGUCGUGAUGGUACAGGUCAUUAUUUGUGCAAUGCUUGUGGUUUAUUUCAUAAAAUAAAUGGUUCAAAUCGACCAUUACCACGAUUGCCACGACGUCCAGAAGAUGAAGAUCGUCCUCGAACUUCAACUAUUGAAACUGGUCUUCCUGUAGGUGAUCCUGUUUGUUUACCAAAUGUAUCAUCAUUAACCAAUGUUUAUUCUCAUCAUCAUCCAAUACAUCCAAAUCAAAUUUAUCAUUCAUCAACAACACAAUCAUCACGUCGAAAUAAUACGUCGAAAGCAUUAUCGUCACUUGCACUUGGUAAUCCUGAUUCACAUUAUACACCUUAUCCAACAAUGAAAACAAAUACAAAUAAUGGUAAUGAUACAACUAAUUCUCAAACUCAAUUACCAUCAUUUCAUCGAACACAAUCAGAUGAUAUUGCUGUUUCUUCACUUAACAAUACAUCAACGAAUACAGUUCAUAAACAAGCGUUAACAGGUGCACGUCGUUCAGGUUUACAAUGUGCGAAUUGUCAAACACAAAAUACAACAUUAUGGCGACGAAAUAGUGAUGGUGAACCAGUUUGUAAUGCAUGUGGAUUAUAUUUUAAACUUCAUCAGAUUGCACGUCCAAUGAAUAUGGUUAAGCCAGGUAUUCAAACUCGUCGUCGAAAACCAAAAAGUAAUAAUGGAAAUAAUUCCGGUGUUAAUCCAAAUUCGAAAUCUAAACAUAAUAAACAUAUUACAACAACAACAUCAAUUAAAGAACCUGCACCGUGUGCAUCGGAACCAACUCUUGAUUAUGGUUUAGCAACAACACAUAUUGGACGGCAAGGUACAUAUCAUCAUGAAUAUAAUUCCGUACGAAAUGAAUUAUUUCCACAACAUCCUCAUUCUCAUCUUGGUCAUCAUCGACAUCAUCCAUAUGCUACAACACUCGAACAACAUCAUCGUUUUUCAUCUCAACAACCGACUCUUCUUCAAUAUCAACAACAACAACAACAAUCCGAUAUGACAUCUGUUGUAUUUGAUGCUGAACUAUGUGCGAGAGAAAUUGUAUCAUCACCACUUUCGUCUACAGGUUCAUCGAAUGUAGUUAAUGGUGAAGAACAUCAUUCCACUGUACUACCAACAAUUGCAACUGCAGCUGCUACUACUGACUCCCAACCGUGA